Acanthochromis polyacanthus (spiny chromis) is the source of this 20746-nucleotide messenger RNA. RefSeq names its product bassoon presynaptic cytomatrix protein a (gene bsna). Lineage: Eukaryota; Metazoa; Chordata; Actinopteri; Pomacentridae. Gene Ontology annotation, biological process: presynaptic active zone assembly; protein localization to synapse. Gene Ontology annotation, cellular component: cytoskeleton of presynaptic active zone; axon; GABA-ergic synapse. Gene Ontology annotation, molecular function: metal ion binding; structural constituent of presynaptic active zone. The record is from RefSeq and is a predicted model, not a curated record.
CCGCGCGCUCCCGCCACCACGUCAGGAGGAGGCAGGCUGCUGGUGCUGAAGCUGACGAGGAUGAUAAUGAUGGCGGUGAUGGAGGAGCAACGCUGAGUUUCGCGCUCUAGCUCCUCUCUCUUUCCUCCUUUUUAUUCAUUAUUUUUAAUCGCAUAAAAACGGAGAAAUAAAAUCAGAAACCAUAGCGACUUGAAGGCGACGCCGCCGAUCUGACUUGACACCUUUUCUCCACCUCCCGCCCGACUCCGGAGCCGAGAGAUGGGGAACGAAGCGAGCAUGGAGGGCGGCGGGCAGCCCGGGGAGCCGGGAGCCCAGCCGGGGAUGAUGGGCUCGAUGAUGCCCGGAGGACCAGCGGGGGGACCGGGUGCAGGACAGCACAUGAAGCCGGUGAACGGAGCCGCUGCCGGGGGAGGAAUGGGAGUCGGAGGCCCCGGGAUGGGAAUGACGAGGGGUCCGAUGGGUCCAAUGGGGAGUCCCAAACCUGGCAUGCAACAAGGAGGCAUUGGAGGAGGAGGAAUGGGAGGAAUGGGAGGUGGAAUGGGAGGAAUGGGUGGAGGAAUGGGAGUAGGAGGGAUGGGAGGAAUGGGAAUGGGAGGAGGAAUGGGAAGUAUGGGAGGAGGAAUGGGAGGAGGAGGAAUAGGAGCUGGAAUGGGCACUGGUGGAGGAAUCGGAUCCAGAGCUGGUGAGCCUUACCGCCUGGCCACCCACGAGAGCCCGACCUCCCCCAGACACAUGCAGUCCAGCCAAGGCCCGGGCUCUGGCCACGGGAUGGGUCACGGUCCAACCGGUCAUGGUCCAACUGGUCACGGUCAGACUGGGCCCGGCAUGGGCGUCCACGGAGGCCAAAGCCCCGGUCAGCAUGCUUCCCGCAGAAACCUCCAGGUCGACUUCAGCAGUUCGGGUGGCUCCAGAACCGGCCGAUCUCCAUCGGUGUCUCCUGACCGAAGCGUGACGCCCACCUCGCCCUACUCGGUGCCCCAGAUCGCGCCGAUGCCGAGCAGCAAACUGUGCCCAGUGUGCACCACCACAGAGCUGUCCAACCCACCGACUGUACCCAACUACAACACCUGCACCCAGUGUAAAGCCACCGUGUGCAACCAGUGUGGAUUCAACCCCAACCCACACCUCACCGAGGUCCAGGAAUGGCUGUGUCUGAACUGUCAAAUGCAGAGAGCUCUUGGCAUUGAUAUGACCACACCUCGCUCCAAGAGCCAACAGCAGAUUCACUCUCCAUCCCACCAAGCCAAACCCAUUGUCCAGCCUCAGCAGCCAACACCUCAGCCAACACAGCCGGCAGCAGCAGCACAGCCCAAACCGUUGACUCAGAAUCAGCCCACCCAGCGGCAGCAGCAGCAGCAGCAGCCUCCAUCUCAGCCCUACGGCCAGAACCAGCCCUACUCCCAGGCCCAGCCGUACUCUCAGCCCCAGCAGUAUCCUCAGUCGCAGCCCCAGUCAUACCCUCCGCCUCAGGCCCAGUCGUACCCUCCGCCUCAGGCCCAGACCCAGCCUCACACCUCCCCGGGCUUACAGAGACAUCCAGGCCCUGGCGGCCCCCAGUCUCAGACAGGACCCUCUCAGCAGGGCAUGAGGUCCGACCCGUAUGCCCAGAGAGGUCCUGGAGCUCCUGCAGCUGUCGGAGGUCCCAGCCAGCCGGGCGGUCCACGCAUUCCCCACCCUGGAGCUGUACCCCUCCCCGGUUUGACUAAAGCACCCUCCCAGCCCGAUUUGGGUCGCGGCUCCCCGAUGCACCAGUCCAUGGCACGGCACCACGACCAGACCAGGAGUGCUGGAUCCUCCCCAGCACACAGACCUCAGAGUCAGGCACCUCCUCCUGCCCAGGAUGGCCUGACCAAACUCUUCGGCUUCGGGGCAUCGCUACUCAAUCAGGCCAGUACCCUGAUCAAUGUUGACCCUCUACCCACUGCCUCCACCCAACCAAGCCCUGCACGAGGCAAGGUGGUGUUCAGCAAUGCAGCCCCAGACAACCGACAGCAACAACAAGGGGCUCCCGGCAGCAAACCGUUCGGCAUGGGAGGCCCUCAUGCGCCGAGCCAAAUGGGUGGUCCUCAUGCUUCAAGCCAAAUGGGGGGUCCUCACGCUCCAAGCCAAAUGGGGGGUUCUCAUGCGCAGAGCAAAAUAGGAGGCCCCUAUCCACCCAGCCAAAUGGGAGGUCCUCAAGCGCCAAUGGGAAUUUCAAUGGGUGGACCACAUGUGCCAACCCAGAAGCAGCAGCAGCAGCCUCACCAACAGGAAAUGUCGCAGCCGCAGUCGCCAGCUCAUCAUCAAAAAGGACCACAAGGACAACACCAACAGACUCAUCUGCAGAAAACCCCGCAGAAACAGGAGCCCACCACAGCACCGGUGGUCGCUUCAGAGCCGCCGAAGCCCAAAGUUAACUGUCCUCUUUGUAAAACGGAGCUGAACAUCGGCAGCUCCGACCCACCCAACUACAACUCCUGUACACAGUGUCACAGCCAGGUGUGCAACCUGUGUGGCUUCAACCCAACGCCACAUCUGGUGGAGAAAAAGGAGUGGUUAUGUCUAAACUGCCAGACCCAGCGUCUGAUGUCUGGAGGCGGUCUCGACGAACCUCCACUUGCUGUUCCUCAUCCAUCUCCCAAGCACCAGCCAAUGGGCUCGCCUCGUCAUCAGACCCCAUCCAGUCAGCAGAGCCCUCUACACAAACCCGCCACCCAGCAGGGUCCCAAGCAGACCCAGCCACAGACUCAGAAACAGCAGCCAAUAACAGGCACUGGCGGACCAUUCGCGCCAACGGCUGCUAAACAACCGACCGACAUUAAGACUAUGACGCCGGCUACUGUACCAACCACAGAGAAACAGUCAAAACCCACAGAGGAGAAGCCCAAGACUGAGCUGGAGAACCAAACUUCCAAAGAGACCAAACUCUCCCAGAAGAAGGGAGAGCAGAUCACACCGAUCAAGGAAAUCAAGAAGUCCAGGCACUAUGAUGAUACGAAAAACAACAGUACCCAUGACUUGUCACGAAGCCCCCAGAGCCUCAGCGACACUGGAUACUCCUCUGAUGGCAUCUCCAGCUCCCACAGUGAAAUUACAGGCCUGAUCCAAGAGGAGGAGAUGAAGCUGAGUGAGAGAGGAAUCAGCGGUCGGGGCUCCCCACCAAGUCCCUCUGAAAUCACCAAGCUGGAAAGCUCCAUGAGGCCUCUGUUAGAAAAGAGCCUCUCUGAGGAGAAGCCAGACAGAAGGGGGAGGAAGCACAGAGAUAGAGAUUUGGAUGACAGAGGGAAGCAGCGUCCUCGUUCCCUGUCGAUACCGCCGGACGCUUACGACUCUGACGAGGAGCUCGAGGACAUAUUGGAGGAAGAAGAAGAUGGAGGUGACUGGGAAGCUAAGCGGAAGGAAGCCAAGGAGGACAAGAAGGAGAAGAAAAAGAAGGAAAAGGAGGCCGAGCCCACAGAGAUGACUGAUGAGGAGUUCAUGAGGAGGCAGAUAAUGGAGAUGAGUGCUGACGAAGACAACGAGGAAGAGGAAGAGAUGGAGGAAGAUGAAGAUGAGGAGGACGAAGGGUAUGGCUACCAAAAACCCAAGAAAAGCCACCACAAGCACAUCAUCUCUGACUCAGGGAAAGAGAAGAGACGCCUUCAGCACCACUCUAGCAGCUUUGAGGAGGAAACCAAGAGCUCGACGGAUGUUUAUAAGGGCUCAGUGGAGGAGGGCGAGGAAGAUGUGAUGGCAUCACAAGGAGGCCUGAGGCGCUUCAAAACCAUUGAGCUCAACAACACCAACAGCUACAGCCGAGACAUGGAACUGAGCAAUGAAAAUGACUUGAGCCUUGAUCGGGAACCAGAGUUAGAGAUGGAGAGCCUGACAGGAUCUCCUGAGGAACGUUCUCGAGGUGACUACUCCUCGACUCUGCCACCUACUUCAUCUUCAUAUGGUUCAGGCCAGUCUCCAACAUCCAUUUCAUCUAUGGAGGAGGACAGUGACAGCAGCCCCAGCAGGAGGCAAAGAUUGGAAGAGGCCAAGCAGCAAAGGAAAGCUCGCCACCGGUCUCAUGGUCCUCUCCUUCCCACCAUCGAAGACUCUUCAGAAGAAGAUGAACUUAGAGAGGAGGAGGAACUUCUCAGAGAGCAGGAGAAGAUGAGGGAGGUGGAACAACAGAGAAUAAGGAGCACAGCACGAAAAACCAAGAGGGAUAAAGAGGAGCUGAGGGCUCAAAGGCGCAGAGAAAGGUCCAAGACGCCACCUAGCAAUCUCUCCCCGAUUGAAGAUGCUUCUCCAACAGAGGAGCUCAGACAAGCAGCAGAAAUGGAAGAGCUCCAUCGUUCCUCUGCUUCUGAAUAUUCUCCUCAAAGUCUAGACUCGGAGGCUGAAGGCUAUGAGUCCAAACUCUAUAAGUCAGGUAGCGAGUACAAUCUGCCUACUUUUAUGUCUCUCUAUUCACCAAUAGAGAAAUCAACUACAACAACCACCACGGCACCAUCUUCAACCUCCAAACCACUAAAGAGUGCUGAAGAGGUUUAUGAGGAGAUGAUGAGGAAGGCAGAAAUGCUCCAAAAACAACAGAAACUGCAGCAGCAACAGCAACAUGGGAGACAUGGGCAGUACUACGAGGAAGACAUCAAUGGACAAAGUUACGAUGACGACUAUGAAUAUGAACAAGAUCAAACUGGAUAUGACAAUGAGGCAGCAGAGACAGAAACGGAUAUUUACGAGGAGAUCCGACAGACAUCUCAGAACAUCACCAAGAUGCAGCAAGCCACAGAUGAGCAAGUGGAGAUUGAGAUUGAGAGCUCAUAUCCAGACAAACAGCUUUUAGACACAGGAUCAGCCUUUGCUAAGCUACUGGAGCAAAGUAAUGCUCUCCUGACUCCAGGAACCAGCCCAACACAGAUCUCAGCUCCUGUCUCUUUUGCUGAAACCGGAGGGCGGAUCCCUGAUGUCAGAGUUACCCAACACUUCUCUGCAAAGGACGGACACAAAGACAGGAUCAAAAGCCAAGCAGGAAAGAAUGGAAUAACCCCAGCAGUGGCUGCCACCACUAUUGCAGCUUAUGGAGUGUAUGCCAGGGAUGCUGUGACCAUUUCUCAGACUAGCUCAAGCCACACUAUAACGGCUACUCAGUCUGAUAUAGGUCGCCGACACUCAGGAAGUCCUGCCACAUCCUCGGCUACAGUCUCAAGUGUGUGCAGCAAGAUUGCAGAGAUUACCCAGGCCUACAGUCAAAGAGAAGUGAUCACCAGAAGAGUUGGGGACACCAGAGGGGUUCAAGUACGAGACAGCUCAACAUCUUCUACUGAGAGAAUUAUCGAGCCACGUUCUCCCAAGUAUACUACCUAUUACAGGAGCACCAGCCCUCCUCUUUCUCCAUCACCACCACCACAGAGUCCCACCCGUUCUCCUUCCAGAAGGGCUACAGCUGAAUUCUCUACACAGACUUUCAGUUCAGCUUUGCGAAUGGACUCAGCUGGAUCUGGGCCUACAUCCCCAGUGAUGGCUCAGGGAACCCAAACGUCACAUCGAUCGGUUUCCCCACGGCUCUACCGGCAGCAGUCCUCCCAGGACGCCCCAUACUCCCCACCUCCAAGCCCAGCAAGGCCAAUGACAGUCAACACUGCUACUUCUCCCUUGUCUUCACCUACCCGAUUUAGCCGCCAAUCAACAUUUGAAAGCUACUCACCAUGUAACAGCCCUCCAGACACUCCACCUUACCAGCAGUCGCCUACCCGCAGCUUUUAUCGGACACAAAGAGUGGAGAAGGUAAAUGUGGGAACGAGUAUGGUCACCACAGGAAGCAUGUACACCAGAGGGUCCAUGUCAAUGGAUAAUAUCUCCCUCUGUAGAAUAUCUACUGUCCCUGGAACGUCGAGGGUAGAACAAGGCCAUAUGAUCCAAGGUGGAAGUGUUGUGGAUCUUAGAACAGCCACCAAACCAGCUCCUAUAAUCAUGACUGACCAGGGAAUGGAUCUCACCUCCUUAGCCACAGAAAGCAGGAAAUACCACGGUGGAUCUGAAGGUAGCAGACAUUCAACGAUUGUACAGCCACUGAUUAUGAACUUGAACACCCAGGAGACCACUACACCAACCACUGUGAGUGUCACUGUGGCUGCUUCUAUGUUCAUGACCCAACCUAAACAGCCAACAGUUUAUGGAGAUCCUCAUCAAAACCGAGUGGAUCUGGGCCAGGGCAUGGGCUCAGCAGUGUGUCUUUCUCAGAACAAACCAAUUUCACCCCCAACUGACCCAUCGAUACCGAAAAUUGAUGCCAAACUGGAAGACCUCAGUAUUCAACAGAGAGAGCUCCAAAAACAACAAGAGAAGCUGCAGAAGCAACAAGAGCUCCUUGAGCAACAGCUACAGCAGCACCAUCAGAUGCAGCAUCAGCAACAACAGGCAACUGCUUUGGCCAGGUAUGGCAUUACUGGCCAGAUCCCACCUUUAAUGAAAAAAGACUUGCUUGUGAGCCAGACCAGUACUGCCUCAGCCGUUGUCAGUGCUGUAUCACCAGUCAUUAACCCUGAGUUGUAUGGCACUGGUCCUGUUGAGUUAAAAGGGAAGCCCAGCCCCCUGAUGAUGCCUGGAGGUAAAUCACCACAUAGUAUGGUUGUACAGAUGGAUGGGGGCCCAGAGACGGCCAGGGCAGUGACUCAACUCGUGAAGGUUGAAGAAGGUCAGGAUGCUGUGGAUCUGACAGGAGGCCAAAUCAAACCUGACAACCAACCUGCUUGCUGUGAUGUUGUUUACCGACUUCCAUUCGGUGGAAGCUGUGUUGGUGGUUCUGAGAAAGAGGGCAUAAGACCUCCAUCUGCCCCACCUCUUAGCUAUGAGUCUGACCAAGAAAGACAAACUGGAAGGUACCAUGAGUACCCAAUGGAUGGGCGUAAGGCUUACACAUUACCGUUUCCUGGUAGGCUCCAACCUUCAAUGUCUGAUACAAACCUUGCUGAGGCUGGCCUACAUUCCUACCAUUCAAAACUAGAACCUCACCUUCAACCCUCAGGAGAACUUGCCAUGGAUCUAACUGCUAUGAAACAGGGCUAUGGAGGAUAUAUGGGGAUGCAGUAUGGUUCCUAUACAGAUUUGCGUCAUGGAGGAGAUAUUGCAUCCCAAACGCUGCCUAUAAGAAGAUAUAAUUCCUUGUCUAACAUCAGUUCAGAUUAUGGCUACUCUGCUCGUGAUAUUGCUGGCUUCCAAGAAGCUAACUUGGCUCAGUACAGUGCUACAACUGCAAGGGAGAUCAGCCGGAUGUGUGCAGCACUGAAUUCUAUGGAUCGGUAUGGAAGCAACCCAGACUUAAUGCAGUUUGGUAGCUUAGGGAGAGGAACUGGACCUGCUGCUUCCAGAUUUGCAGCAGGUCUUGGUAUGCGACAAAGCCUUCUCUUUGGACUGGAUGGGAAGCCAAUCUCUCACAGCCAAGCACUGACCAACCUUAUCAAUGCCAGGCAGGCAAGCCUUAGAGCCUUGUACCCAGCUGCUAUUAGGUCCUCUGAUGGGAUGAUCUACUCCACCAUUCAGACCCCUAUUGCUUCUACUCUUCCUAUCACAACCCAGCCUGCCUCUGUCCUUCGUCCUCUACUGAGAGGAGUCUACAGGCCAUACCCCUCUGCCAACAUGACACCAGUGCCCCUAUCCAGUCUUAGCAGAAUGCCAAUGAGCCCCAGGAUGCCACUAUCUGGACAAACUCCAGUCCGUUACCCGGCACCAGGCUUGCUCCAAACAACAUCAACCACUGCCACUACUGCUGCUGCUGCAACAACUUCAGUACCAUUAGGGGCUCAAGUGUCUGUUUCCAUGACAACUGCUAGCUCAGCAGCCCAGGAUGAACCAGUUUACCUUGGCAAAGGUGCCACAGUGACUUCCUCAUCAACGGAGGUCCCCUCAGCGCAAGGAACACUUGUCAUCCCAACUGAGCUCCAGCAGCAGCCAAUAAACCUGUCCCAAGCACACCUGAACCAACAACAGCAACAGAGUCAAGCAGCAGCUGGUCAGCAGCCUCAACAGCCUCCCCCUGCAGCUCAUGCCCACCCACCCUUAGGUCCUGCACACACCCAUGGCUUCACCCAACCUCCUUUAGGCCCGUCUGCCCCCUCAAGCGGCUUACCUAUUGCAGGUGGUCUUCCUCCCUUCCCUCCACCCGGUGCUGUACACAAAGAGGGUGAAACUGAGGCGGAGAGGCUGCACCGACAGCAGGAGCAGCUCCUGCAGAUGGAGAGGGAUCGCGUGGAGCUGGAGAAAUUCCGGCAGCUUCGCCUGCAAGACGAGCUGGAACGAGAAAGAAUAGAGCUGAAACUGCACAGGGAGAAGGAGCAGAUGCUGGUGCAGAGAGAGUUACAGGAGCUGCAGAACAUCAAGGAACAGAACAAGCAGUUGAAAAUCUUUCAAGUUAACUCUGUUAAACAGGUUCUGCAGCAGCAGCAGCAAGAACGUGAGAAGCAACUGGUUCUCCAGCGGGAGCAGCUGGCCCAGCAGAAGUCACAGUUAGACCAGAUCCAGUCCUUACAGCAUCAACUCCAGCAGCAGCUUGAAGAACAGAAGAGACAAAAAACAGCAGCUGCAGCUCAGGGAGUGCAGCUGGAUAUGAACGGACAGCCCCUACACCCCUAUGCAGACUCCAAGCUGGGCUCACGGUCACUUCCCAACUCCUCGUCUGAGAUGUGUCUGAGGAGCCAGGAGGAGGUGAUGGAGACCAGGACUAACAUGAGGAAGCACAGCUCCAUGACCAGGCUGAGCAGGGACAGCUUGGAUGGGGAUGGCGUGGUGUUUUACGGAUCCCCCCGCAGGAUCGUGGACAGCUGUGUGCAGACUGAUGAUGAAGACGGAGAGGAGAGGUACAUGAUGCGUCAUCGAACCAGGAGACGUGGUCGCAGCGUCGACUGCUCCGUCCAGACAGAUGACGAUGAGGAUAAAGCUGAGACGGAACAUCCGGUCCGCCGCCGCCGUUCCCGUUUCUCCCGACACUCUGAGUCCAGUGCAGCUGGCAGCAGCAGCGCCACCACGACCACCGGAGCCACAGACACCAAAACCGACACCUCCAAGAUGGUUUCAUCCAGUAUCGCCAUCCAGACCAUCAGGGAAAUGUCCUGCCAGACAGAAGUCGAGCACCUCGGACGAGUCUCCCCAGCGAUCCACGUGACGGUACCAGACCCUAAUAAAGUAGAGAUUGUACACUACAUCUCUGGACCCGAAAGAACUCAGAAAGGUCAAUCCCUAGCAUGCCAGACUGACCCAGAAGCCCAGUCGCAGGGUGUUGUAGCCCCUCAGCUCAGCGUGCCAACUACCGUCAGUCCAUAUUCUUCCUCCACCAGCACUGGGUCACAACAGUCCAGUUCUGCCGACCUUCUGACCCAGCAGCGCCAGCAGCAGCACAUCGCAGCAAAUGCAGCCAAGUUUGAGCGACGUCGCCCCGACCCACUCGACAUCAACUACCAGCCUCACAACCACCUUCACAACGAGUCCAUCUCCAGCAUCAUCCGGCAGCAGCAGACGCCCAAGUCUCCACAGGUCUUGUACUCUCCAGUUUCGCCGGUUUCCCCUCACCGGCUGCUAGAGACCUCACUGUCAAGCGAAAGGCUGAACAAGGCCCAUGUCACGCCUCAGCAGAAGUCCUACACGGCCGAGUCUCCCCAGCGACACCCGUCUGUACCCCGACCCAUCAAGAGCACCCAGAGGUCCAUGUCUGACCCCAAACCCCUUAGCCCCACCACCGACGAGCACACCAAGGCUAGGCUCACCCUGUACCAACAGCAAGCGCUCCAGAGCCAGCUGGCUGCCCUACAGCAGAGCUCGCUGCUCCGCAAGGUCAAGCGAACCCUGCCCAGUCCACCUCCAGAGGAGAUCGCCACGUCAGCCCACCUGCCCAUGAUGACUCCCGCCCUCCAACAGGUCUACCUGCCCUCCGUGCCCAGCCUCAAGCCCAGCUCCAGGUCAGGCCUGGCCGCUAAAGCCAGCCUCCUCAAAGACCUCACCCAUGAACUGAAGGCUGUGGAGCAAGAGUCAACCAAGCUGAGAAAGCAGCAAGCCGAACUGGAGGAGGAGGAGAAAGAGAUCGAUGCUAAACUGAGAUAUCUAGAGCUGGGGAUCCACCAAAGGAAAGAGACGCUGGUGAAGGAGAGAGAGAGAAGGGAUAUUGCCUAUCUGAGGUGUAUGGGGGACACUAGGGACUAUAUGUCUGACAGUGAGUUGAAUAACCUUCGUUUAGCAGCUGCAGCUGCAUCACAUGAGACUAAUGGGCUACUAACAACUAGACCAAGCACUGCCCCUCUCAGUCAGUUCACCAGUGACCUCAACACGGCAGCCCAGUACCCACCCACCUCAUCCUUCCUCUCCUGUCAGUACCCCCAGAGCCAACCAGCAGCACCAUCUCAAUCCAGUGUGCCAUACCAGUCUUCAACAUUCAACCAGCCUCCCUACCCAACAGUGUCCCAGUCACAGGCACUGCCACAGCCCACUCCCCUUCAGAGCCACGCCCCACCUCCUGGACCUUCCUACCAGUCUCAGACUUCCUAUCCUUCCCAUACCUACCCCCAGACUCAGCCCCCAUACCCCCAGACAGACAUGGGGAUACCAGCUGCACCUCAGCCUCAGCCAGGGCAUACAGGUUUUGGGCCUGCACCACCCGGUCAGCCCCCAUACCCCACCCACAGCUCACCUUAUCCCAGCGCUGUGUCCUCCUACCCCAGCCAGACCACCCCAUAUCCUGGGCAACCUCAAGCUGAUAUUCUGACAGUCCAUCCAGGAAGACCCAGGCAGACCUCUCUGGCUGACCUGGAGCACAAAAUGCCCACCAACUAUGAGACAAUCAGCAACCCCACGGUUGUGGUCACCACCACAGCCCAGGAUGCUACCUACUCCAGUGCAGCCCCCUCCUAUGGUCAGUACACUGGAACAACAACCAUGGCAAGUUCCUAUGGACCUUAUGGUUCAGCACCAGUGUCCAGCAGCUACGGUGGGUACUCUACAAUGCCCCCCAGCACUUAUGGCCAGUAUACUUCAACCUCAGCUAGCUCAUAUGGCCAGUACACUACAACCACUGCUAAUACUUAUGGCUACACCACCACCACAGCCAGCUCUUACGGACAGUACACUUCCACAGUUUCCAAUGCCUAUGGGCAUGCUGUAGACAGUCCUUCCACCUACAGUACAGCAGAUGGGAUGUAUGGGGCUCCUGGCUUAGAACAAAGCAUUCCCAGGAACUACAUGAUGAUCGAUGAUGUGAGCGAGCUGACGGCAAAAGACGGGCUGGGCACGACGACAGGGGACAUGAUGCAUCAUGGGCGUUACCCGGGCGACAUCCACGGCCACAGCGGCACCACAGGCAGCACGACGCGUGGGGGAACUGGCAGCUCCCCUUACGGCAGGGCACCCGAGGACGAAGCAGCGAUGCAGGAAGAGCUAUACGAACACCAUGGCAGGGGUAAGAGCAGCUACAGGCACGGACCUCUAGGGGGCAGCAGCAGCAGCGUGAGCGCUAGCAUGGGUGGGGGAUCCCCCUAUUUCUAUGACUACGACUACAAACAUGGCAGCAUCCGCUCCGGGGUACAGAAACCUUCAUCAUCCGCCAGAAGCCUUCUGGCUCCUGCUGUCAUGUCCUCCAAGCGCAGCAAGCACAGGAAGCUGGGCAGCAUGGAGCAAAAAAUCUCCAAGUUUUCCCCAAUUGAGGAGGCUCGAGAUGUUGAGGCAGACCUGGCCUCCUAUUCCUCUUCAACGGGUGGGGCAUACCCCUCCUCCAACAUUCGAGGGCGCCAGCUGAUCGAGGAUUACGGCUUCAAGAGGACUACUUAUGAGGGCGGUAGUGGCUCUACUCAUGCUAGUCGAUACUAUGGUAUGAUGGUGGAGGAGGACGAUCGGAUUUACUACACCUCCACUGGCCGCUCCCGCUCCACUGGCUAUGGCAUGGACAAGAUCUCCACCAGGGACUACCCUGGGUAUCGCAGCCGAUCCUAUGAGAGGGACGACCGCUCCUACCAAUCUGGCUACAGGGGGCGUCGCCCAACUCGGCAGUACUCUGAAGAGGAAAGCCCACUCAGCCCCUUGGGGAGGUUCAUGGGUUCUGGCCGAUCUUCCAGCUUAGGCCCCGAUCCAUACGACAGUCGCAGCAGUAGAUAUCAUUACUAUUAUGGCCAAUACGGUUCCAGCCACUCGCUGCCAGAUGUUCAAGACCACAUAAGGGACCUUCCGCGGACUCAUGUCUACAAAUCGGACGAUACAUACAUUAUAGACGAUUACCAUUGUGCUGUGUCAGACAGCGAAGCCUACCAUCUGGGCCAAGAAGAGACCGACUGGUUCGAGAAGCCACGCUCCAGCUCUCGGCACUAUGGCAGCCAUUCGUCCGGGAGGAGCCGGCAUAGCGUCAAACACACCUACCACGAUUACGAUGAACCUCCUGAGGAGGAUCUGUGGCCCCAGGAUGAGUAUAGCCACGGAGGGCGACACUCAUCAUCCCGAGACCACAGGCACCACGGCAGUUCUAGCCGCCAUUCGACCUCAUCUCGCCAUGCAGACGAGACGAGGUCAUCAAGGUCAUCCAAGGGCCACCCCAAAGACCCGACUAUGCGCCACGACCCUUCGGGAAGAUCUUCCUCUACGGGAAGGCGUGGCGAGUCGAGGUCAGGAGGAUACCACUCUUCGGAUUACUCCCGGGAUCCAUCUGGGCACCAUCAUGGCCAGCGCUCCUCCAGGCAGGGCGACCCACACAGGUCCUCCAGAAGCAAGUCCCAGGGGCCCGUGGACAUGCAGGGCCAACCACCAGGCUCCUCCAGGUCUGGCAGUAGCUCAGCCCGGGCUCAGGGCCCUGGCGGUGGGCCUGUAGGUCCCGGACGACAGGGCGGUCCUGGUUCCCAGACAGACGGACCCCCAGGACAGAGGACACAACUCCAACAACAAGCCCAGACAUCAGCGGCCAGACCAGGGCAACCCGGUGCAACAACAACCACUGGCCCCCAGCAGCAGCCCCCAGCAGCAGGACAGGGCAUGGGCAUGGGUAUGGGCAUGGGACAGGGCCAGGCCAAACCAGGCCAGAUGGGACCUGCAGGUGGGCCCAUGGGUCAGGCCCGGCAGACUGGUCCAGCCGGAACCACACCAUCCACCAUGACAAAGAUCGACACACCUCCGGCUACAGCUAUUGGAGCAAAGGCGGCACCGGUCACGGCCUCGAAGGCAGCACAGCCUCCACUGACAGGCAUCGGCUCCAAGGCAGCUCCUCGACCUGGAGGCAUCGGCAGCGCAGCGGCCGGGCAGCCUGGCAUGGAGGGGGAAGGAAUGUUGUCCAAGAUCCUGCCUGGAGGAGCCGCUGAGCAGGCCGGCAAACUGGGAGAAGCUAUUUCCGGUUUUGGCAAGAAGUUCACCUCCUUCUUCUGAGGUGCUACGAUUAAGGACUAUGAAAAUGUCAAAAAAAAAAAAGAAGUCAUGAGGCCUUGUACCAGAAAAAUCUGUGAAGUUCCCCUUGCUUUAAUUUUACUAGAAGAGAAUGAGAGAGAACAGUGAGAGAGGACGGAGCAGAGAGGAGAGCUGAGCACACUGCCAACACGGACUGGAAUCCUCUGGAAGCUUCAUGUCUCGGACCUGAACUCACCAGCAGAGAGACCAGGCUGCUCUCUGGGAGGACAGACAAUCAUUCCAAGUCCAAGCCAACAUCCAUCGUCAGGAGGACUCUCCUCAGUCAUCCCCCAGCCAAAGAAUCACAAUCAACCAAAAUAUUGCAAAGCCGAAAGAAGCAGUCUGCAGCAGUUUGACACAUCUCUUCUUUACAAAAGAGCAUUUGGGGGAUGAAAAUGGCUUCAGAAGAAACAGUUUUGUUUUUGCUGCUGUAUUUCCAGGCCGGAAGGGGGAGCACUACUCAUACCAGAGAUCUACACAGCUGGUGAAGACAAGUAGAAACCCUGGAGGCCAAAUUUGCCAUUGCUGUGGAUUAAACACUUCAGUUUCAAUGGAAGGAAAUAAAGGGGAGAUGCAGUUCUACUCCCAUACAUCGACGACUCCACCCUUUAUAUGAGAGCUGCUAUUUUCUGUUAACAGGGAAUGGUAGCUCUGUUACAGGUGGUGGCAUGAAGGAAUCCUUGGUUCCACAGUCCUGUGCUCAAACUGAGAAUAACAGCAACAAAACCAGCCUCUCUCAUUUUUUCUAUCUCUUCUCAAAGUAAAGACAAAGUGGGGAAAAUGUUAUAAAACUCGCUGCAGCAGGUUUUUCUGGUACUACAGACCUCUUGUUACCAUCCACUGAGGAGGAUGUAAUGGAAGCGUCCUACUGAAUGAAUAAAACAACGAUGUAGCCGACACAGAACGUCGGCGUUCUUUCCACGGUUUGUUUCUAUCUACAUUCCAGAUCGGAACUGUUCCCUUCUUCCUCACCUCUCUGCGUUUUUCUUGAAUGCUGAUUCUUCCGUCUUUCUAAUCCCUCGCCCAACAAUCCACAACUUGCCAUGUCUUUAAAGAAGUGUAUAGUGGAUUUAAAAAAAAAAAAAAAGUAGGAAUUUGGAAUGCAUGGAACUUUAUAUCCAAGACCUUACACUGUUCAUUAUUGCUAUACAGAGGCCAUAAAGACACUGGGAAACACAUCUUAGCUAGACGACGUCAAUAAUAACAAAGAAGAGAGAUUACUGAAGCAACACAGGGAUCUGGGAAUAAGGAGCCUUUUGGUUUUUCUUUGCUUUUCUGUUUUGUUUUGUUUUGUUUUUUGAGUAAAUCUUUGAAUGGUAUGCAGAAUGAACAUGGUUGGGAUGUUUUUCAGCCAUUACCAAGCCAUUAAGACAACAUUUACCUGCAGUGCUUGUGGCAAUGGGGUAUCUCCAACUGCUCCACAAAAUUGGGCUCUCAGAUAUUUCUCAUGUUGUCACAAGUGGGUGUCAUUAUUUUAUUUUUUUUUGUGUUCUCUUUGUUUACCUUCUAACUUACUUUUGUUAUUUGCCUGGUUUUUAUGUUGCAGGUUGCCUUAAUCAUUUUUAAAUGUUUUAUUUUCGAGGUAAAAGUGGCAUAUUUUUUCCAUCACUCCCUUUUUUAUGUAUCAGCUGGAACACUGGCCACAGAGAGAUUAAUUUAUAUUUUUUAUGUUUUUUUAAAACAAUUGUGAUAUUAUUUUUCAUUUAUUUAUUUUGUAAUGUUUUGUUAUCUCCAUCAAAGCCUCCCCUGUCGAGUUUCUGACAUCUUACUUAUUAUCAAUAAUUAUAAAAGCAAUAGCGAUAAGAAAGUAAAGAGCACAAUCUUGUGUCAUUUUCAAAGCUGGUGGAACAGAAAUGUGUUGCCUCCGUCUGUCUAACUGACUACCGCUCAAGUCUGACCUAAAUGUUCUACAAAAAUGAGCUCCAGUGUUGUGUUGCUGCUGCUGCUGCUGCGCUAAUACACCGGACAGCAGGAGUUCACCUACAAAACCACAAGGUACCACCCAGAUCUCUUCCUCCAACCAAUCGUGAGACAUUGGUGUCGUCAAUCAGCCAAUAAGUGGAUGGGAGUGAUGCACUGCUUUACAUUAGCCAGUUGGAGUCUGAUCUGAAAGCACUGCAGGGCAGCAGAGAGGCACUGAAAACGCAGACCAGUCACACUUCACGGCAGAACUGGACUCAUCACCUGCGGGGGGUUUGGGUUUCAAUGUGAUUCUUCUGACCCUCCAAGAUGGACGUUUAUGGGGGGAGGGGGUACUGCUAAAAACAACAACAACAAAAAAAAAAGCUGUGCGGAGUUCCUUACACGAGUGUGUGUCAGCAUGUGUCUUCACUCAAAUGUCAAAUGUGCACGGUGCACAUGAAAGCACACUCGAAACGGUGUCAAAAAGAGAAAAAAAACAACAACAUGUGACUGAGGAACCAAAAAUAACACACUUGGUUGUGUCACAAAGUCACUCGCCUUUUUUUUUUACUUUGAGUUUUCUAUCAUGGUGGCGUCCAGACCUGCAACCCAACCCCCCCAUGAAGAAACCUCUCUCUCUCUCUCAGACUGUCAAUUGUCAUGGAAACUUCUCAGGUCAGUGUUCUCCCUGCUGUUGCUCCUGCAGUGCAUUGUGGGAUCUGCGGUUCAGUACUCAAAAAUGUACUCUGUUAGGCCGAGCGUUGCAAGGCCUUCAGCGAAAACGAACCAACCAACCAACUUCUGCUGUAUAUUGUCUGUGUGAACGCUCGCUGGGAACCUUCGCAUGCCGCCCGGCGCAGAAAAACCUCAAAGUCACCUCUAUAUUGUUCUGUUCCUAAUGUUUGUAUGUGUGUGGGGGUUCUGUAUGCGUGUAUUUGAAACAACCAUCAUCCAAUGUGGAAAAAGAAAAACAAGACAAACACGAGUUCAACCAUGAACAAAUAUGGUGGGCAGAAGAGGCGACCUCUCAUCUCCAGUCGUUCUAUGCAAUGAAUCAUAUUUGGGAAAACCAGAAAUAUGUGGAGGAAAUAAGGAAAAAGAAACACACAAAUGGGUAAAAGUCACACAGUCAUUGUUUCUCACACCUGAGUUACUCCAGUACCAUGUUUGCUUUGUUUCGGCAUUUGUCGUAGAUGAUAAUAAGGAGAUUCUGUGAAUUUGUUUGUGUAUAAAAUAGGUUAAAUCUAAGUGAGGAAACACUAAGAAAGAUUCACUUGUGUUAACCUUGCAUGUUCGGGGUCCCUUCUCCACUGAAACAGGGAGUUUCUGCAGCCAAGCAUGCGUCAUGACAGCUGGGAAACUGCACUUUGCAUUUAUGUUCUCAGAUGUUUCAUGUAGCAGAAAAGAUUUAAAACACAAAAAAGCUGCAAAAAUCUUCUAUAUUUCCAGAGCAGGAGAAAACCAGAUGGAAUUCUUUGGUUCUAAAAACACUCUGAGAAGGUUCUGAAAAGUUCUAGUAAUGUUUUCAGCAAGAAGUUGUUGUUUUUUUAGAUUCCCAGAAUGCUCUUCUGAAAAGCAUUGUGAAGUCUGAAGUCAUUCUAAAACCGUUCUUCUUAAAAUGUACACUGAGAAUGAGCUUCCCCCUUUUUUUAUGGAAGAACAUUCUGUGAUGUAUUACCUCAAUCCCAAAACAUCCUUAGAAUAUCGCAGGCAAAAUGUUCCAGCUUUGUGAAUUUGUGACAUUCCGGGAACGUUUUAUAUAAAAUAACAAUAAGAUCUGUAAAACACAUUUUGCAUCUUAGUUUUGGAACUUACUCUGACAACAUCCUCCAAACAUUAGUUUACUUUUAACAUUCUAGGAACAUUUUUUUGAACAGAUAAAUAUCCUCCUGUUUUCUUUAAAACAUCAUUAGAACUUAUAGACAAUGUUAGCAAAUGUUGUGGGAAUGUUCCCUGAUUCCUGGGCAGUAAUUCCCACUGAGAAUAAUUGGCAUUGCUGCUGUUAAUAUAUGAGAGAUAUUUUGAAGAAAAAAACAUUUUCAGCGACGGCAAACAAUCCCAGUUGUCAUGGACGCACCCAAGCAGCUCCAUCUUGAUUUCUUUUGCUUGAAGCAGGGAUUAAGAGCAGACACAGAAAUGUUGUCCAGAGAUUUAUAUAUAGAAAAAUACUGAAAUAAAAAAUUUAUAUAUAUAUACAUGCACAUAUAAGAGACAGAUGUCAAUACUAAUAAUUGGUGUCUUAAUUUAGAGAAACUUGAUUGUGCAGUUGUUGUUGUUUAUGCACUGAACAAAGCUCCAAGAAUGUUGAAGACGGUUAAAAUACAAAUACAUACUUAUUAUAUACUCAAGAAAAUUACAGACUAUAUACGACGAAGGAAACUGCUACGAGUGAAGCACUAUCCAAGGCAUUCCUAAAUUGAAUUUGUGGUAUAAGAGAGAGUUUGAACGCUUGUGUGUGUGAAUGUGUGUGAGAGCGUUUACAGGUGCACUGCCAUGGCACGCUAAACAUCAAGAUGUAUAAGCUAAAUACACUGUGUCACGUCAAAUUUCUGUACCUCAGAAGCAAAUUAUCUGCAAAUUUACCAUCAGUCUUUCUUGUGUUUGCAGUCUGGUAGCAGCACACUAUAUAGCUAAGCAAUUAAAAAAUGCUAUUUAUGGAAAUUCAGAUUUUAAAAAGUGGUUUAUGAAGUAGGAAAAUAUCCCUGAACGUAUAAUUCCUCCCAAGUCACUAAAUCUGUGUAAAAGAAGUUAGUAGAUAUAUAUAUAUUUUGUGAAAUGUUUAUCAGAUCAUCUAUGUAAUAAUUUAUUUUUAUCAUACUGAGAAAGGAUAGAAAGUUAGCUGGCAUUAAGAAAGAGAUUUACGUUUUUAAUUUUUAUAGACAGAGAAUAAGAAAUUAUACAGAAGUUAUCUUUUGCUGGGCUUAUGCACAACCGUAAUAAUCAGAUUGUUAAAAAACUGAAUAAAAGUAAACAGAAAAACAUUUUUGAAUAGUAUAGUUAAAUAAGAAAUGUACGUUGAAUUGAUUGGCAGCAAACUAUUUCCCCUGGGCUUAUUUUAAACUUGAAGUCAGAGUGGUUUUUCAGUUGUUUUUUUUCCUUUUUUGGCCUCUUCACAAUUAAAUUUAGCUGCAGGAUUAAGGGUCUGAUUAUUCUGGUUCUGUGUGGAUCCGAGUUCAGUCUAUUAAUUCCGCCGUGGCCCAAACAGACAUCACUUCACUUCCACCAGAGUGUCAACACGAAAAGCUUAAAAAUGAGGCGUCAAACCAGAACAAACAACACGGGAGAGAGUUUAAAGUCGCCCACAAUUAAUGCUGACCACUCUGUUGUGUCUCGUAUGUUUUUGGGAGUUUGUAAAAAACAUAAAAUGUUCAAUAAAAUAAUCCUCAACCACUUUUUGCCUCAGGAAAGCACACACUAAAAGCAGCAUCGCAGCGGAUGUGUUCAAAAGACAACAGAGAAUAGUGAUGGGUGUGUUUAUGCAGGCGCAUGAAAUCAUAUUGAAAAGGAAGGGAGUCCGAAAUAUUUCAAUUAUUCUAGAGAUUAAGAACAAGAACUGCAUCUGAAACUUCUUUUUUUUUUUGCUCCUGCGUGAAUCCAGCCACUGAAGGUGACUAAAAUAUGCAUAGCAGCAAGGGCUUUAAUACCACAAUACUGGUCAGUGAAGAAAGCCAUCCUGUUACUGCCCUCCAGCCAGUCGUGGUCUCUGUCUAUACUCUGCAUGAUGUCUGUCUAUUUCCUGGAAAUGCAACGGAUGACUUCUGUUAAGACCACAGCAAUUACCAGUGGGGCAAAAAUCACCAGAAUCAGCUCACAGCCUGCGUUUUUCAGAGGUGUUUGAAGCACAAAAUGUAGACAAAUAAAACAGACAAAAGUUGUGUUCCAAAUUGAGAUUAAUAUCAGAAAAAUCAACAUUUUUCUCAACAUUUGGAUGCUUUGGUACAAACUCUUGCAAUAGAAAACUGAUGGAUUCACAGACGAGAACCAGAAGAGGUUGCUUCCAAGAGAUUUUUAAAAGAAGCAAAUUUUAAGAAGGUUUGACUCGUCUGUGAAUCUGACAUCAGCAAUAAGGCUGCAUUCAUGCACAGUCACACCAACUGGGUCAGAAUUAGCCAUGAAAUUAAGAAGUAGAACACUCCAUAAAGAGUAAAGACAAACAGCUCCUCCUGUAUUUAAAUGCAGCUUAAAAAUGCUUUUGGGAAAUCCAGACUGUGUGUGUGCGUGAGUGUUUGUCUGUGUGUGUUCUUAAUCAAAAAGGUAGCAUGCAGUGCUUGUACAGAGCGUAGUGUAGUAAAAGUGUCACCACUGCUCUUGCUGUUGGUCAUAAAUAAAGACAGUUGAUGUAUAGCAGGACCCGAGAGAAAAAAAGAAAGGUUUUCAAACACAAAAGUAUAUAAAUAUAUAAAUAUAAAUAUAUAGGAAGUCAAUGUUUUCAUGGGUGAGAGGUUGUAAAAGAAGAAAACCAUAAGAGAAAAGCUACUGAGUCCAUGUUUCACCAUCAGGGAGCCUUUAGUCAUCUUUCACCUGUAAUGAAUCAUCAAAAAGUAAAAGUGCAUGAGCUGGACCCCGACCCGACUCCCCCAAACCCUCCUCGACCUCCCACCUCACGGGCUGCCAUGUUUUUUCCAGUGUAAAUACCAGACCAACCAGAGUCGAACAAACAAACAUGUAAAUGCCAUGAAGGUCCUGUACAACAUGUAAAUCUCAAACAUGCCAACAGAAACACGACACACAUGCACAAGAGGCACGAGAAAAGGCCUUUGCACACCAGACGGUGACACGAGCUGGAGUGUAUGCAAGCCCACAACUCCCUGCCCCUGAAAACUUGUGCUUUUUGUGUAUAAUAAUAAUUAAAAAAAACACAACAAAAACCACACAAACAAACCAGAGCAGUUGUUAAUUUGAAUAAUAAAUGACAUUGUGUACGUAUGUGGCUGGCUCGUGCGGACUGUUCAUUCAAAAAAUAAAAAAAAGUUGUAUUCGGAUAUGAAAAAACAUCAUAAAAAACAUAUUGGUCUGUGUAGAGUUUCUAUACAUGUUGUGUUUGUAAAACGAGAUGACAUCAAAAACUACUAAAAAAAAAAGGGAAAAAUAUUCUGGCUUCCAUGUAAUUUUUCGGGGGGUGAUUUAUUUUUAUUUUUGUGGGAGAUGGAGAGAGAGAGAAGGCGAAUCGGACAAUGGAGAUGUGUUUUUAAGGAAAAAAAUUACAACCCAAAUUGAAUGAAGUAAAAGGGUGAAAAUAAAACACAGAAAAAGGUCGAGAGCCUAAAAAUGACUACAAAGUGUUCCAUUCACUGUUGUAAGUGCAAUGAGCUAAACUUCCUGUUUCCCCAUUGUAAAACCUUGUGUAUGUUUCCGUGUAUCCUCCUGUAAAUGGGUGUAGUAGACCUGGUGCAUCAUGCCAUGUAAUGUGAUGAAUGACAAAUUAUGACCUUACAAUACAUUUCAAUCAGGAAAAAUAAAUAAAAGACAAAUAAAUAAAAGCAAAAAACAA